AUGGUUCAAAUGGCGCCCAUAUGGUUCUACUCGCUAGCGAGUUCCAUCCCCGUCAAGCGCGAGGUGCUCAAGGAUGCUGCGGCCCGGGCUUUGCGUUUCCAGUGGAGGAACCCAGCCGACAUCCUUUCCGUGCUCCUCCUCCUCGGCCCCGAAAUCGUAAAGAAGGCGGUAGCCGCUCAGACCGGUCGCCGGAUCACUCCCGUCGCGUUUUCCUUCGGUUGGGUGGCGUAUGGAGCAAGCGCCCUGCUGGAUGCCCUUGGCGGUGGGACGCUCAUGCCAGCGCCGGACGUGGACGGUGUCAUGGUUGUUGGCGCCGACAGCACCCACCUCCGGAAUUCGUCAAGCUGGGUCCUGGGUCGUUUGCUUCGAGACUUGACCUACAAAGUGGACGAAGAGAUGCAUCAUGAACAGCAGCAUGUUGCAAACCCAGAAGCUAGCAACGAGAAAUCGCCGCAAAUGAAAGGAGGGCCUGCCUGGGAAGCCUUGAGAGUUUCAGUCUACACGGUUGACUCUGAACCAAAGGCCGCACAUGGCGUUCCGUGUCUUGACUUCGUCUGGUACUCCGGCUGUGUGGUCAUUCUUAUCCAACUCGCCGUCUCCUUAGUCCCGUGGAUCGUCUACAGGGAUUGGUCGAUCUUCCUCGUUACGGCCGCCGGCACUCUUUUGGCCGUCGUAGGAAGUUCGCUGCCCCAGUGGCGGCAGGAGAAAUGGGCCUGUCCCAGUGAUGGGGGUGGAACAGUUGCCAUUACCCAAGGCAACGGCAGUCGUCACGUAGUUCUCAUCGAGAACAAUCGCCAGUCGAAAGUUGGGCUCGAUCUCGAAAUCCUGGCUCGCGCUACGCGCGUGUUCAAGCCAACGCUUGAGACAAGAACCAUAACUGUGGUCUUGACUCUUCUUUGGGUCAUGCUGCUCAUAACUGUUUCAGGCAUGGAAGAGCACACUUGGUACUUGCUCGCCAUCGGUCUCGUCGGGAGUGUUCAGAACCUGUACGCUGCUGGUGUCUCCAGAUCGCCGAGCGCUCAUGGCAUACAUAUCACGCACAAGGAGACGAUUCGUGACAGGAGGGUACACCCUGUCAUCAAAAAGGUCGAGAAAGACUAUCCCUCCAUGGGGUUGGUUCUGCUGGACAUCUUCUAUCCAGGCUCGUUACGGGUCAAUACUGACGAGGACAAGGACUUCUGGAGAGAAGCAGUUCAGAACAGGAUGAAACCUAACAAAUUUGGCGUUCGAGUGGAUACUCUCGGCGCAAAGCCGUGA
This is a messenger RNA of Colletotrichum chrysophilum, 1257 nucleotides long. RefSeq lists its product as uncharacterized. Lineage: Eukaryota; Fungi; Ascomycota; Sordariomycetes; Glomerellales; Glomerellaceae. The record is from RefSeq and is a predicted model, not a curated record. The transcript is spliced from 3 exons. The coding region runs from base 1 to 1257 and encodes 418 amino acids.